Molecule: messenger RNA, 267 nt
Organism: Entamoeba histolytica HM-1:IMSS
Lineage: Eukaryota; Evosea; Mastigamoebida; Endamoebidae
Exons: 2
Coding region: 1-267 (88 amino acids)
Source: RefSeq, a predicted model, not a curated record
AUGAAUUAUAAUGUUAUUAAAGCAUUAGAUCAAGAAGAGACAGGUGACCUUAUCAAAUACUUCAAUUAUACAGAUGGAAUACUUGAAGCUAAUUCAGGUGUUCAUGAUAAUAAAUGUUUAUCAAUAGAUUCAUCUGAUCCACCAUGUCCUGUACAAAAAGGAAUGUAUACUAAAGUAAAAUUGACAGAUGAAUCAAUUCAAAUUACAAAUAUAGAUAAAUCAUCUAUUACUGCAUUAAUAUUUCAGGAUUUCAAACAGGAAGAUUAA